CCCCACUUUUCUUCCAUCUUCCCUACCCAACACCCAACGAUAAUCCCAUCGAUCUCUGCUCUGAACACCCAACGAUAAUCCCAUCGAUCUCUGCACUGAUAUAUCUUCCUCGAUCUCCCUCCUCUCUCUAAUGGGAAACGCAGUUUCUCCAUGUUUCCAUCGAAACCCUAACUCGUCCGUGAAGCUAAUCUUCUGGGAAGGAACCACAAGAACCCUCACCGGAAAACAUAUUGCCGGGGAGAUCAUGUUCGAGUGCCCGGACAAAAUGGUCUGCCAUGCCGACUCCUUCUUCAUCGGCCACCCGGUCCCCGCCUUAGGCAUCGACGAUCGGCUCUUGGGGGGCCAAACCUACUUUGUUCUUCCCAUUGAUCGCUUUGCAUGCCACGUCCUCUCCACCUCUUCUCUUGCCGCCUUGGGGUCGAGCCCCAAAAAUGCACCCAUCAGUUUUGGCGACUGCCCGUUUCAGUACAUAAAGGGUUCGAACGGAAGAGUUUUAAUUAAGGUUGUCCCGGAGUUCAUCACAAGGCUUGUGACAAAAGGUAAGGAAAAUAUUGGAUCUACUAGCCCGACCAGUAGUAUUCUUUGCAGCACGCCGGAGUUGCAAAAACACUAUGAACAGCUUGUCGGAUCUAAAGAGCAAGUAUGGUCGCCUAAGCUUGAAACCAUUUCGGAGUAUAAGGUCAGGUUCUCACCUUGCAGAUUUGUAGGGUUAGAGUGGAAACAGAAAGAGAAGUAACGGUAAUUUUAUAUGUUAUGCCGUUAUGGUGUCUUUAGAGAGACGAAGAAGAUAUAUAGAUUUGUAUAAAACAUAGUGACAGAUUUAAUUUCUUAAUUGCUUUGCUAAAGAAAUUGUACAAUUUUUUUUCAUGGUUAUUGUUGAGAUGUUAAUUCCUUUGGUCAGCAUGUUUUCUGAAAUGAAUUUUGAUUUCUUUACCAUAUAA
Molecule: messenger RNA, 941 nt
Organism: Alnus glutinosa
Lineage: Eukaryota; Viridiplantae; Streptophyta; Magnoliopsida; Fagales; Betulaceae
Exons: 1
Coding region: 131-736 (201 amino acids)
Source: RefSeq, a predicted model, not a curated record